This is a messenger RNA of Plodia interpunctella (Indianmeal moth), 3266 nucleotides long. RefSeq names its product Cleavage and polyadenylation specific factor 6 (gene Cpsf6). Bases 56 to 2110 code for a protein of 684 amino acids. The record is from RefSeq and is a predicted model, not a curated record. Gene Ontology annotation, biological process: mRNA alternative polyadenylation. NCBI's taxonomy places the organism in Eukaryota, Metazoa, Arthropoda, Insecta, Lepidoptera, Pyralidae. Gene Ontology annotation, cellular component: mRNA cleavage and polyadenylation specificity factor complex. The transcript is spliced from 15 exons. Gene Ontology annotation, molecular function: mRNA binding.
UGAAAUUCUACAUUUAUUGCUUUGUUUGCUUUUUUAUUUCAUUCGCAAACGCAAAAUGGCGGACGGCGGCGUGGAUAUUGAUCUUUACGCUGAUGAUAUUGAAUCUGAUUUUAAUAGACAGGAUGAAUUUGGAGGCGAAAAUGUGGAUUUAUACGACGAUGUGAUCGCUGCUCCAGCAGUGAAGCCCGAAGAUGGCAGCGGACCGCCAAAUUCUGGCCCUCCGCAGCACGAUCAACCUGAGGAGUCCAACGGCAACGCUCUAUAUCAUAACAACGGCCCAAGCCACGGACAUCAUGGCCGCCGAUUCCAGCUUUACGUCGGCAACCUCACCUGGUGGGCAACAGACCAAGACAUAGCCAACGCUGUCGGUGAUGUGGGAGUGAACGACUUCCAAGAUGUCAAGUUCUUCGAGAACAGGGCUAAUGGUCAGUCGAAGGGGUUCUGCAUCAUUUCCCUGGGCUCUGACCAGUCGGUCCGAAUGGUUUUGGACCGUCUGCCGAAGAAAGAGAUUCAUGGGCAACAUCCAGUAGUAACAAUGCCUACUAAACAGGCUUUAAACCAAUUUGAGAGUCAAUCAAAAACGCGAUCAACCCCACCUGGACCCAUGAGGGGACCACAUCCAGGAGGUCCGCCCGGACCUCACCCAGGAGAUUUCUUCGGGGGCGGCCCCAACGGACCAGGGCCGAAUGGGCCACGCAUGAUGAUGCCAGGGCCCGGGCCGCACCACCAGAUCCGCGGGCCCCCGCCCGGCCUGCCGCACGGGCCCCCGCAUCACAUGCCGCAGCACCAGGGCCCGCCGCCCCAUCACAUGCAACACCAAGGCCCUCCCCCACAUCAAGGCCCGCCACCGCAUAGGCCUCCUAUGCAGUUCCAAGGGCCGCCCCAGAUGCAGCGCGGCCCAGGCCCGCGGCCAGGCCCUGAGUGGGGCCCCCGGGGUCCCCCGCACGCUCCGCACCCCCCGCACCACAUGCCGCAGCCUCAGUAUGGCCCUCCGCAACAUCAGUUGCCCCCGCAUCAAAUGCCGCCACCUCAUGCGCAUUCUCCGGAUUUGUUCCAGCCGCCUGGUCAAGGUUUGCCGCCGCCACACCACCCUCUACCGCACCAGGGCCCGCCUAGGGGCCCUGCGCCCAUGCCGCAGCAUCCAGGAGUGGGUCCGGGUGCGCCGGCGCCGCACGUGAACCCCGCGUUCUUCAACCAGCAGCCGGGUGUGCAGCCUGCGCCGCAGGUGCAGCCGCCGCAGCCUGGCGUGCAAGGUCCAGGAGCCCCGUACGGCCACCCACCGCCUGCGGCUCAGGGUCCGCCACCUGGAGCCCGACAGCCCUAUGGUCGACCACCACAGAGCUACCCCCCGGCGGAGGCGGCGCGCGCGCCGCUGCACGCGGCGGCGCCGCAUCCCGCGCACGCGCCGCCGCACGCGCCGCAUCCCGCUAUAUCGGAAGCUGAGUUUGAAGAGGUGAUGAACCGCAACAGAACGGUGUCGUCGAGCGCGAUCGCGCGCGCCGUGAGCGACGCGGCCGCGGGCGAGUACGCCUCCGCCAUCGAGACUCUCGUCACCGCCAUCUCGCUCAUCAAGCAGAGCAAGGUGGCCCACGACGACCGCUGCAAGAUCCUGAUCUCGUCGCUGCAAGACACGCUGCACGGCGUGGAGACCAAGUCGUACAGCAGCGGCGAGCGGCGGCGCUCGCGCUCCCGGGAACGCGACGCGCGAGCGCACCAUCGCGCGCCGCGACGACGAGACCGCUCCGCCAGCCGCUACCGCGAGAGGAGUCGCGAGCGCGAGCGUGAGGAUAGAGACAGGUACAGGGAAAGGUCGCGGGACCGGGAACGCGAGCGGGACGCAUACUACAGAGACUACAGGGAGCGGGAACGCGAUCGUUCCAGGUCUAGAGACAGGGAACGCGCCGACCAUUACAAUAGGGGACACAGCAGGGAAGAGAGGCCUCGCAAGUCGCCGGUGGAGCCUGCGGCGGAGGCGGGCGCGGGCGACGCCAGCAGCAAGGGCCGGGCGGCGCCCUACUACGACGAGCGCUACCGCGAGCGCCGCGACCGCGACGCGCUGCCCGCCGAGCGCGAGCGCGAGCGCGACCACCGCCGCGACCAGCGGCACUAGCGUCGGCACUGCGGUCUUAUGGGUGGAGCAGAAAUGAGCCCACCGACACUAAGGCUUCAAAUUAUAGAUUGUUAAUGGAGUCUGACGACUUUUUGAUGCGAGGCACAUUAUCUCUCUCAUCUGUGACCGACCUCUCUUAUGUAUUGUUAUAGAUAUACCUUUUACAACACAAAAAGGAGAGGUCAUGCCAGUGUUAAGCUUCAUGCCUACAUCUGUCCCUAGUGUUAGUACGCCUAUUUCUGUUCCACCUACGUUAUGCCGGUUAUAUACUAUCGGCGAACUCAGACAGAUACCGACGCGAAUGUUGUGAGAUUUUUUUAACGCAAGAAAAACCUGCAAUGUACGCCGAUACCGACAAGUUUGAAGGACUGCUUGCCGAUAAUGUAUAACCGACAUUAGCCUUACACUACUACCUAACUGGUAUAUUCCAUAGUCUCAUUCGUUCACUAGACGCGCGCUUAGCGAAAACGGGACACUUUCGGUGUCUAGUGUGAGUUUUUAAUUCGCUUUACAAUUCUUGCGUAUGCGUAACAAUGAAGUUUGCUACAUAGACAUGACACUAGAACGAACUUCCAAAGGCGAAACCAUGAACAUUUAGUGGUAAAGACUAAAACUCAACGUCAUUUAACUAUUACCAAACAUUGAAACUGGACAAUUAUUUGCCAAGUAUCAAUAGAUAGAUGUGUAAUAAAAAUAAUAAAGCCAGUAUGAUAAAUCCCUUUUAAACUAGAUUGUUCCACAAACUGCUGCUGAUAGAAGUUUGAAGGUGAUUUCUGUAUUCUUAUCUUUCUAUUCUGAACUGUUCAUUUAUCAGAUAACAAUUAGGUGAUAUUUUUUCUUUUUGUACUUUCGAUCAGUGUAUAAACAAAGCGUACAUUAAUUUGUGGGAUAUUUGACUUAUAUUUGUGAAGGGUUAAGUUUAUUUAUACUUAGCAAUCAACAAUUGGAAGAGUUACAUUCCAAAAACGCCUUUUAAAGAAAUUGAAUGUAUAAUUUAGACACUAUUGUAUAAAUCUGCUUUUCUUGUUUUUUGACGUUACAAAGAAAUAUAAUUAAGAAAUACUAGGUUGUAAUCUUAGUUGUUAGUAUUUGUAUGGAAUAUUCCAUACUACACUGAUUUAGGAUAUAAUUUGAAAAAUAAAUUGAUGUAAUAAUA